AAAGCCGUGUUAUAAACUCCAAGCACCUGCCACCGUGAAAUUUGGUGGAGGGUUUGCCUAAUUGCUCUUUCUCUUCCCUUUUUCCUGGAAACUUCACAACCCCCCCCCCCCCCCCCCCCCUAAUUUUCUUCACAUCUUCUUGGUCCAAGUCUUGAUUAAAUUAUUUGAAUCUUGGUCUUCCUUUCAUUUUCAUACCCAAAAAAGGUUUCAUCUUUAAGCCAAAGUGGUACAAUAAUUUAUUGAAAUUUCUAAGUUAUUAUUUUUUGCAAGUGUGGGGGAUAAUAUAAUGGAUUCAGAUUCUUGGACUCGUCUAUUUACUUCUUCAAGGCGUUACCAAUCUCGAUCAGAAAUCUAUAACCUAGGAGAGGAGUAUGAUUGUGAAGAGGAGUCGAGGCCAGAGUUUCUCUGUCCUUUCUGUGCGGAGGAUUUUGAUAUUGUUGGACUAUGUUGUCAUAUCGAUGAAGAGCAUGCUGUUGAGGCUAAGAAUGGGAUAUGUCCGGUUUGUGCAAAAAGAGUUGGAAUGGAUUUGGUUGGUCAUAUUACUCAGCAACAUGGAAAUAUUUUAAAGGUGCAGCGCAAGAGAAGAUGUCGGAGAGGUGGUACUUCGGCUCUCUCUAUUUUAAGAAGAGAGCUAAGGGAAGGGAGUUUGCAAUCCAUCCUUGGGGGAUCCUCUCGUUUGGUUUCUUCCUCCACUACAGAGCCAGAUCCUUUGUUAUCUUCAUUCAUUCACAAUACACCUUUGGCUAAUGAAAUUCCUGAUGUUCAACCUUUAUCUUCUGCUAAACAAAGUUCAAAAAAAGAAAGCACUCUUGAGAACUCAUCUGAAAGAAAUGUUGAGCAAUCUCCGCUAUCUGACGAAGACCAAGAAGAGAUGGCGAGGAAGAGUAAGUUUGUGCAAGGGCUACUGCUAUCCACCUUUCUUAAAGAAGACUUCUAAAUGUGAAGAGGAUAAUGUUUAGCUUGGGUAGAGAAAAGAAGAGGAUGCUGUCGUUCUGUCUACUAGUUAGGUGAAGAGGGAACUCGUAAAAGUCCUGCUUAUGUGUAUAUUAAAGACUCGGUUAGUUUUCCAUCUUCAAUGUGGGCAAAUAUGCUCAUAUAUAUUCUAAUUACUUGUGUGAAGCGACGAGAAACAUAUAUGAGUAUAUAGCUAGUUUCACUAAACUUAAUCAAGUGUGGAAGCAGCUAGCGAAGGUGAAAUAAUUUUUCAUCA
Molecule: messenger RNA, 1210 nt
Organism: Lycium barbarum (goji berry)
Lineage: Eukaryota; Viridiplantae; Streptophyta; Magnoliopsida; Solanales; Solanaceae
Product: protein DEHYDRATION-INDUCED 19 homolog 4-like
Exons: 5
Coding region: 287-937 (216 amino acids)
Source: RefSeq, a predicted model, not a curated record